UUAUCAGUUACCUUUGACACUUGUGUUAACCUGUCAACUGUCAGGGUAUUAUAUUUAGAGACUGUACUUUGACCAAAGAAACUAAGUAUGAAUUAGCAGAUUUACGUUAUAGUUAUCGAAUUAUUUUAUUCCAAAAUAUUUUAACUACAAAACCAAAAAAUAUGGGUAAUAGAUCUAGCCUUCUCUUGCGUGAAGAAGAAAUCGCGCAAAUUCAAGAAGCUACUGGAUUUACACCAAACCAAAUUGAACGGUUAUAUAGUCGUUUCACAAGUCUUGAUCGUGGGGAUUGUGGAACACUUAGUAGAGAAGAUUUUCUUAGAAUCCCAGAAUUGGCAAUAAAUCCUCUUGGUGAUAGAAUUGUAAAUGCUUUUUUUGAAGAAAGUGGUAAUGACAGGGUGAAUUUCCUACAAUUUAUGCAAGUGCUGGCUCACUUCAGACCCAUUAAAAAAAAUAGCCCUAAUAGAUUAAACUCUAGGAAAGAGAAAUUGAAAUUUGCUUUCAAAAUGUACGAUUUGGAUAAUGAUGAUUCUAUAUCAAAAGAUGAACUGUUAGCUAUUUUGCACAUGAUGGUUGGUGCAAAUAUUAGUGAAGAACAAUUAACGAGUAUUGCAGAGAGGACUAUUAUGGAGGCUAAUGAAAAUGGUGAUGGAAUGAUUUCAUUUGAAGAGUUUUGUAAAGCACUAGAAAGGACAGAUGUAGAACAAAAAAUGUCUAUACGGUUCCUUAGUUAAUUUAUUUAAUUUCUUUUCCAAAUAAUGCACAAUUUACUGAUGUGUUGGACAAUGUAUGAAGAUUUAUUGUAAUUAAUGUUGAAUGUAUCAGUUAAUGUUUUCCUAUAUGUCUGUGUUUAUUUUACAUUGGAAGAAAAUUGAACAACGUUCAGUACCUAAUGGUGAAAGGAAAGAUAGCGAAUUUCAUCUCCUUUUAAAAUUGUUAUUAAAACAGCUGCAA
Eufriesea mexicana is the source of this 951-nucleotide messenger RNA. It is a transcript of the gene elm, whose product is annotated as calcineurin like EF-hand protein 1 elm. Bases 162 to 731 code for a protein of 189 amino acids. Gene Ontology annotation, molecular function: calcium ion binding. The record is from RefSeq and is a predicted model, not a curated record. The transcript is spliced from 4 exons. NCBI's taxonomy places the organism in Eukaryota, Metazoa, Arthropoda, Insecta, Hymenoptera, Apidae.